Messenger RNA from Colletotrichum truncatum, 1851 nucleotides. The record is from RefSeq and is a predicted model, not a curated record. Lineage: Eukaryota; Fungi; Ascomycota; Sordariomycetes; Glomerellales; Glomerellaceae.
AUGGAUAUCACCAAGCUCGUCGUUUCCGGCAGGGACUCAGCGCUCCUCUACGGAGAUUACGCAACCUAUCAGAACCAGCUGGCCAAAAAGCUACUGAACAGUCGCAAAAAGCUAGGUAUUGUCACCAAGAACCGCGGCAAGUUCAACAAGAAAGGCGAUGUCGCUGCUUCUCAGAUCGCCGAGAAUCAUGAGUAUAUCCACCUCCUCCUGCUCACAAGCGAGCGCGCCUGGGCCAAUGCUAUGGCAAUAAAGUCGUCGCACACGUCGGAUGCGAAGGGCGUCACUGGCAAGACCCGGUCACACAUUGUAUCCCGGCUUGACAAAGCGGCAAAGACCGCGGAGCAUCUUGUCGAACUGUUGUCUCAGCCCGAAGCUGGCGCAACUCGAAAUGACAAACUCGAAUCGCGAGCCUAUGCUGCCCAAAUUCGUGGCGCCGCUCAGUUCGAGAACCAGCACUGGGAACCUUCUUUGAGAAGCUAUGCCGUUUCCCGUGUCAUCUACAGCGCGAUGGCAACCUCCACUAAGGGCGACAUAUUCAAAGACCUUCUCUCCGACACUAUUGACCCGUCAAUUCGCUAUGCUGCUUAUCAGCUCAAGACGCCCCGCACAACACCAAUUCCAGCCAUCGCGAGACGGGCCUUCCCUCAAUCUGAUGCUGCCCUCGUCCAACAAAUUAACGAACUCGAUCCCAACCUACUCAAGCAAGCAGACGGUGAGGCCAACAAGGAGGACAGUAGUGCAGAGAAUGCACCCAGGACCCUCACGUGGCGCUCACGCGACGUGAAGAUUGAAGAUGCGGCAAUCUCUCUCGCAUGGGGUAGGGUUGAAGAGGCCAAAUCUCAGCUGGCACAACGUUGGUCGUCUCUCGCUCAUGCAGAGCCCAAGAAUGUUGCCGCAGCUUAUGAUGGCAUUCUUGAAGCUACUCAGGAUGCUGCUGACGCAACCAAGGAAGCGAUCGACGAGUUGCGCGGAGAAGGUGUGUCCCAGAGUGACUCUCGCAUGCAAAGUCUACAGAUCACUAGAACUGCCGUCAACUAUGAAAUGAUCAGCUGGCGCAUUGGGCGGAACCGUGUGUUGACAGGAAGUGACGACGGCCUCAUUGCAAACUAUGGCUUAUCUCACAAAAAGUCCAACAAGGACACGACGACUAACAGACGCAAGGAAGAGACGCCCAGUCGUAAAGCAGCUAAGCUGAAGGAGCUCGUGGCUCUAUAUGAAGGAACUUUACAGAGUUUGGACGCUACGAAGGAGCUGCCUGGUGUUGCCAACGAUGAAGAGCUUGCGGAACAGAUCGAAGCGUUCGCUAACUACUUCCGUGCCUUGAAGUCUCUGUCAAUUGCUCGCUCCCACGCCAUUAUCGGUAACACAGUCAAUGCCUUGGCUCUCAUCAAACACGCGUUUGGCGAAUCUCAGGAGGCCGUUUCAACCCUUACCAAGGGCACCCAGAGUGCAACCAGCUCUCCUCGCAACAUCCAUGUGCUUGGUAGAGACGCUCAGAGGCUGCAGGAUUUCCUUGAGGGGGAGCUUCAGCGUCACCGCGCGCUAGUUCACUUGUCCAAUUUGCUCAAGGACGCAGGUUCCGGUGAGGAUGACACUAAGUUCAUCCCGUUGAUUGAGCGACUGCAUGAGUACCCUUCGAGCGGAGUCGACCUCGGCAAUCUUGUCGCCAUCCCACCCAAGUUGGCAACGAUUCCCGUUAAGCCUAUAUUCCUCGAUGUAGCCUGGAAUUACAUCGAUUAUCCUGGCAAAGACACUCAAGAAACUGCACCGCCAAGCAAACAGCCUACGGUUGACAGCGAGGUCAAGUCGGAGCAGCCACAGAAGAGGGGAUGGUUUGGAUUUGGUAGAUAG